AGAACCAGCAUGCCGGGGUUACGUCCCCGGCCAUCUCUUCGUACGCGGAAAUCGGUAGUCCUACAACGAGUUUAUCUUGAGCUGGAGAAUUUUUUUGUUUGCUUACGAAAGACGCAUCUUCAGAGUGGUCUGAAUGACUUCAUUUGCGCGUUUUUACUCUGUUCCGUUCCGCUAAUUGCAAUGAAACAUUAGGUUUGAUUUCAUUUCAUUUGUGACUAAAAUCUUCUGGCAUGAACGUCCUCUCCAUGGAGUGUUUUUCUUUUCAUUUCUACUUUUCAUGAUUCAACAUCUACAUGCUCAUGCUUAUUUCACUUGACUUCAUUAGACACCGAUUUAAAUAGAAUUUCAUUUAUUCUAACCAUAGUAAAAUCAUGUUUUGUACAGUAGUACAUGAAUGAGGAUUCAUUGAUACACAGUACAGCUUUAUUUUUUUUUCUUUUUGUUUUAUUCUAAAACUUUAUUUAAAUUUUCUUUGUUGUCGCUGAUUCAAUAAUCCACUAGUAAAGUUGGGUCUACAAUGACCAUGAGGUAUUGUAUGGCCGUAGUGGGAUAGGUAUCUGGUAAUGGAUGAAAAGAAAAUCCAAAUGGCCCCCAGCUCCAGCACAUCUUAAGACAAUCUAAAUUUUUAACUCUGUCUACGUGCCCAAAAAAUCAUUUUGCGUUUUUGUGUUUUUCUUUUUCCUUUAUUUCGAAAUUUUGCUCCUCUACUGCCAAUAUUCUAGGGACUCGCAUCAAUUGGUUGCCAGUCCCAAAAAAAUCUGAGGCAGCUACCCCGCAUCAAUGUCAGUCGACACUCUUGGUUGAUGGACGGAUGAAAAUAUAAAGAUCAUAGUGAGAAUUGGGUAUUAUCUGUUCUUCGAAAUCGGUGUUGUACACGCUUUAAAAGAAUGCAUUAGGAUGUUGAGAUGAUGGUUGCACAGUUGUAGACAGAGUGAGUUGUUUACGACGUUAUCACUAAUUCUCAAUGAUUUAAAUUAGAACCAAGAUGUGCUGCCGUGACCUUUAUUUACUUUAAAUGAUCAUUAUAACACUAGUUGUGGACAAAUCAUCUAUUCACACUAAAACCUUUUAAUCUUAAGAAGGUUAAGGUCGCAUCAGCAGACAGGCACACAAUUCGCAAAAUUUGAAGGAAAACACGACGGAACUGGAGGUCGCGACGCAGCGGUGGCGAGGGCCGAUCAGCAUCGUCGUGACAGUUACAGACACCGAGGCAACCGUGGAAGUUACGGGGCUCAGACCCACACCGCGGCACCGCGGCCUCGAGUCAAUAGAGAAGCAGGAGCAGCCUGAGCGAGCAGACGCUUGCUUGGACAGGCUUUGUUUUGCUGGAUUAAUUACGGAACUCUCCGUCGCAACAUCAUCCGCCGAAGGCAACACGCCAUAUGCGAGUGACGCAGGAUUCGUCUCUUCCAGUGACGACGAGGAUUGCCAAACGCAUGAGCCCACCGCGGACGCGGCACGCCCUCCCGGCGAUGGUGCAAGUGCUCAGGAGGUCCCUGCGAUGAAUUUCAAUGACGCUGUGAUGUUGGAUACUGCCCACGACGCUGCGGAUCUUGUCGAGGUUAAACCUAGCGCGGACGCCAAUGGUUCGCAAAUUGGAGUGAUGAUCGCGGGGACGGACGAUCCCAUGAUACCCGAGGAGGAAGAGGUAACAACUGCAGGGAGCAGAGUUCCAAUGAACGAGACGAUGGUAUCGAUGCCGUGCGAUCCUGAAGGCACUGCUUUGGAAUCUGCAAACAAUAUGGGCGAUUCCUAUUCUGUAACGACAGUGCAGGUGAUGCAAAGCCUGAUUGACGUAGUUGAUACCAUGGAUGUGAUCACAAACGAAGCGGAACCUCUCGAACGGAUAGACGCUGACCAAGAACUCAACCCUUCAGCUUCAGGCUCCACUCAUCCAAGCUCACAGCGGGUGUCUGCGGAAGACGAACCAGAAGCCGGCAUCGACGAAGUUUUGACUGAACCCACGGAGAAGAAUGAUCAUGUUGAGGCGGAGAGCGGUCCUGCAGCGGAAACGCGCCAGAAGACAACGAAAGAACAAGUCGAGCUCGUAUCUGAGUCGGACCAGCCGGUGAAGAUGGUAGGAGGGAAUCAAGAAUGGAGCAGGGACCCACGCAACGACAGUUCGCCAGAGGACACGGUCGAUCUCUGCGGAGUUGGCAAGGAAGCGGAAGAGAACGAGGAGGAGAUGGAAGAGCAACGGGUAUUGCCCAUCUCUGAGAGACGGAAGCACAAGAAGCUGGAGGUAUUCGUGGGUGGGCUGGACAAGGAAACCACCGAGGAAGAGCUGGAGUCGGUGUUCGGACGAGUGGGCGACGUGGUGGAGGUGCGACUCAUGAAGAAUGCUCAGACGGGCAAGAACAAGGGCUACGCCUUCAUCCGCUUCGCCUCCGCCGCCAUCGCCAAGCGCGCCUCCCACGACCUGGAGCGAGUCGAAAUCCGAGGUCGCUCAUGUGGAGUACUGCCGAGUGAGGAAAACGAUACGCUAUUCCUUGGCAACAUCAGCAAGUUGUGGAAAAAGGAAACGGUUUUGGAGACUUUGAAGAAGUUUGCCAUUGAGAAUGUGGAGGACAUAACAUUGAUGGAGGAUCCACAACUGGAAGGUGUUAACCGUGGAUUUGCAUUUAUUGAAUUCAAUACUCACAAAGAAGCUCUGAAUGCUUUUAGGCGACUUCAGCAAGCUGAUGCUGUUUUUGGAACAGAUCGCUCUGCAAAAAUUGCAUGGGCACAACCAUUAAAUGAACCAGAUGAAGAUAUAAUGUCCCAGGUAAAAUCUGUCUUUGUUGAUGGAAUGCCUCCAACAUGGGAUGAACGAAAAGUGAAAGAGCUUUUCAACAAAUAUGGCGCUGUGGAACGCAUUGUCUUAGCCCGCAACAUGUUGUCUGCAAAACGAAAAGAUUUUGGGUUCGUGAACUAUGUUGAGCGAGACGCUGCCUUGCUGUGUAUAGAUGCUUUGAACAACACCGAAAUCAGUUAUGAAGAUAUCAAGAUCAAAAUGAAAGUGAUGCUGGCAAAGCCACAAAUGAAAAGCAAAGUUAUGAAAGGAGGAAUUCGUGGAGCAUAUCCACCAGGUUUUAGAGGAGACCAUAGGAUAGGAGUAGGAAUACAUGGCAUUGGAGUACCUGGAGUUGGAAUGGGGCUACGAGGAGGAAUGGGAUUGAUUCCUUGUGAUGUAUUAUCAAGUUGUGGAAACCUUUCUCAUUUUGAGAAUCAAGUUAGAUUUGGGAGAAUGAAUGAUCAUGGGUUAGGAAUUGGAAACAUGCAAAGGUUGGGGAAAAAAAUAAAGCGGGGAAACAGUAUCAACAACAAAGAGACAGAUGUGAAGACAAAAUUACCACAAAUGAAACGAAUAAAGAAUGAUUUAAUCACAGAUGAAAAAGAAGAAAAACUUAACAGUGUGAAUCUUAUUGUAGAAGGGGCUUGUUUGAGUGACUGUCUUCUCCCUUCAAGAACUUUAGAAAAUUUGGAACAAGCUUUGCCACAAAAUAGUGAUGUGUUGCCUAAAUUCACUCUUGACAAAUACGAGUGCACAAUGUGUGGAUUUGGAUUUGACUUGUUUGACAAAUACAAAUCUCACAACAAAACCAAAGCGCACAAGGUGAUUGAAGGUGUACACAAAGAACAAAAGUUGCACAAUAAAACACCUUUAUCAUUGCUUCAUGAAUAUGCUUCUCGGAACCAUUAUAAGGUUCACUACGAGACCAAAGCUAACUCAUUUGGGCCCUUUGAAGUUACAGUAGUGAUUAGCACCUUGGAUGGAGGAUCAAAUGUUGGCACCCCCAUCAAAGGACUUGGCAUUGGCCGCAACAAGGCAAGAGCCAAACAAAUGGCUGCCUCAAAUGCUUUAGAGAAAAUUAUGUUACAAGCUCCUGAAUUGGAAUUUACAAAGCUAGGGCAAUCAAGGCAACUAUUCAACAACAACAACAACAUCAGUGAACAAUGCAAUAGGAAAAUCAAGAAUAAUACUUACAGUGGUUGUAAUGGAAGAGGAGGAGGGCAUCAAACUUCAUGCAAGAAAGUCAACAAAGAAUGGAUGAGUGUGCAAACCGCAAUCAAUGGUAAUUCCUUUCUAGGGCUCCCAAAUUUUACGGGAAAUGGUGUUGGAAACGGAAAGAACAAACGCCAAAAUUCCCAUGAUUUGAUAUAUUUCAAUGAUAAUAUCAUGAAUCCAAAUACAAUUCCUUUACCGAGAUACAAUGAAUUUCCACAAUGUGAGAUGGAGAGAGGAGGUUUUGGCAAAAAGUUUCAUGGAUGUGGUGGAGGAGGUUAUACAACAUCCAUUCAAGGCCCUUGUGGAGUAGUUCCAUGUCAAAGUGUGGAUACAUAUGUGGAUCGGUUUGAUCCAGUUCAACAUGGAGGAGGAGGCUUUGGAAGUGUAGGAUUUGGAGGACAAGAUUUCAUGGAUUUUCGAGGAGCAAUUGUGGGAUUUGUUGGUGCUAACCAGGAAUUUGAAACAUCUGGACUGAAACGAACUUUUAUUUCAAUGGAAAAAGAGGCAAGAUUUGUGGAUGCGCAAAGGGCUCGUCCUUGGCAAUGCUUGGAACUUCCAGAGCAAGGCUCCAUUCACUCCAACACAAGCACCCCUGGUUUUGAUGGGCAAUCCUUGUUUUCAGAAAAAUCUAGUUCCAUCAGAUCAACAAUUGUGCGGCCCCCAGAACAGCCCCAAUUUGGUGGGUAUGCUGCUGCUGCGUCAGCAUUGGGAGGGGUCCCCAUGAACCCAACCAUUCUCCAAGUGCCACAUCAUCCCUCCCUCUCUGCAACCAUAGUGGGGGUUAACCCUAACCCUAAUCCUAAUAAUGCAACCCCCUACUCCAUUUACGAGGCAGCCUCCCAACCCAACCCUCCCCCUUCCUCCUCAGGAUAUGCAAACAUGAACCAAGACUAUGUAGCAAAUUCUACUUGCAUAUCCGAAGUAUCCCAAGGAAACAACUUAUAUUCAACUAUAUCAUCAACUUCUUUGUUGUAUGGGGUUCCACCUCUGUAUGGCCUUCUUCCUCCACCAAGUGCCCCCACAAUUGGUGGUGGUGGUGUAGUUGGAGGUUAUGGCUCAAUAACAAAUCCUAUUCAUCAUCAUCAAUAUCAACAACCUCCCCAUUUUUACUAAAAGAUCAGUCACAAAUCAAGCCUCUGUGAAAAGUCCCAGCAGAUGCACAAUGCACAUGGUUUGCACCAUGAAGCAAAUUAAGCAAGUGCCCAUGUGCUUCCGGAUUGUUCUGUCUCCUAAUCUCACACUUAGCCAGAUGACAUUGGAAGCUAAGAUGACAUUGAACCCACAUCAUAAAGCAGUAGAAACCUGUGAAGGCCGGCACCAUAGUUGUUAAGUAUUUUGGAACCACUGGCAUCACAAGCCGAUGAAUCUAGAACACACAACAUCAGAUUUUACUUUGUUGUACCACUUCAUUCCAGAAAAGAGUCUUGUAAGUGAUAUUAUUGUUGAUUGCGUACCAAGCUCUGAAUAGCAGGCCAAUAUAUUAACAAAACCAUUGGACACAUUUACAUAUGGUUGCAUGCGCGAAGCAAUCAACAUUACUCCUGUACCAUCUUCGAACUAGUGCUAUAAGUUAACCUCUCCUGUAUCAUUCUGCAGAAAAACGGUCUCUGAAACUUUUAAAUCGUGCCCCUCUAAAGCCAAUCACCUGUGAUUUGCACUCAUCCCACGACUCAUAAAUGAAACCCUAUGCAAACAGCAUAGAACUUAUGCAGCUUCGAUUCAAAACUGAAUUCAUUUCUUAUUUUUCGACUUCUUACAAAGCCAGAGGGAGCUUCCUCAUUAGACUCAUCUCUCAUUACAAAAUUACAGACGUGUUCUAGCAACAUAGCGACAGCAGAGAAGACACUUACGCAGCCUCGACGUAUUGCCACUGCCACCAUCCAUAAGCCUAGUAUAAACAGUUCACACUGUUGCAAAAGUCAACGAAUUGCUCAAUCAACGAGAGAACUAAUAAUCCAAGAUUAACAGAAAACAAAGAAGACUUACACCCUGCAUAUCCUCAAAUUCUCGACGCCAAUGAUCUACAGUAGCUAGAUGCAAUGAGCUCCAAGGUGAGAGGGAGUGUUGAUUGUAGCACAUAGAAUCUCAUUUGAAGAUAGUCGCCCUAAUAAAAAGUAUCUAGUAAAAUAUCGUUUCUACGAGUCGCAGACUGACUGCCAGUGCCGAUUGCCUCUUCGAGUGCUGAUUGGCUCUUCGAGUCCCACCAGCGGCACACCAUAACUGACACACAGUUACUCUCUUGUACUUAAAUCAAUCAAUCCUUAAUAAAAAUAUAUUAUCUCGAUCAUGUAGUUCUUUAUCAUGGUAUCAGAGCGGGAUUAACUUCCUGCUAGUGAGCUUUGCUCCUAGAUCUGAAUCCAUCUAGUUUUGUUUCUAUGUAGACAGUAAAAAAAUCUAGUGACAUUCUACCAGCACCAUGAAUUGAGAGUAUCUGUAGAUUUUUUCAUUUCGACAGCAUGUCAAGUGAUCAGUCGUCAACGAUCACCAUUAGUGAGAGUAAUAAAUUGGAGGUUCCACAAACUAUAAUGUGUGGAAGUUAAGGAUGAAGGCAUUGUUGAAGAGAGAAAAUAUGUGGGAUUCAGUGGAGAGAAAACUGACACCAGCAUCGUUCCCAAUAACCGUAGGUGCAUCGACAUAUACUGUAGAGCAGUUCAAAAUCCACAAACUUAAAGCUCAGGCUCUCCUGGUGAUGGCUGUGAAGGACGAAUUCCUAAAGACUGUGUCAGAAACCGAAGACCCCUCAAAUACAUGACAAUCCUUGAAGAACAUAUUCGAGGUUGGAGAUUCAUCUCAAAUCUUGCUUCCAAUAACUCGCCUUCAUAACAUGCGUAUGGAAGAGGGAGGCUCAAUCAAAGAAUACUUGCGUAGUGCUAGAAAAUCAAAGAGUAACCUAGCAGCCAUGGGACACAAAAUUGCAGACGAGACCUUAGUACAGUCGACCUUGAACGGAUUUCCCCCCCAGCUACGAGGAAAUAAUCCAAAGUCUUAUCGUACAGGAUAAGCUACCCACGUUUGCACUGAUUAGCUCGAAGCUAUUAAACAAGUCACAUCGUCUUGCUCUGCGCAGGAAUCGCUUAGGAGAAGAGCAGGCAUUCAUCACACAACUCCAGCGUUAUCAACCUCGGCAUCAAAUUUUUGAUCGUGAAAAACAACAUACUCAAGGGAGGAGAGAUCACAGCACACAUAGUCGCAUCCACCAACCUUCUGGAUUUCAGCAUAUAACUAGGAAUCAAGGAUUUCAGAGAAGAACUCGUAUUAGCUAUCGAAAAAAACUUUCACUGGUUCGUAUACGGGUCACCAGAUCACCCAGCCCAAACCUGCCCAAACAUAUUCACGAUGCGUAAAGAAGAAAACAACCUCAACCUACUUACCAACAAAGAAUAAGGGAUCACAAGUGCGACUGAAGACAUCAAUGUCGCACUCACGGAAAUAGCUCACGAAAUCGAGAAAAACCAACCCCGA
Molecule: messenger RNA, 7450 nt
Organism: Physcomitrium patens
Lineage: Eukaryota; Viridiplantae; Streptophyta; Bryopsida; Funariales; Funariaceae
Molecular function (GO): RNA binding
Source: RefSeq, a predicted model, not a curated record